UCCUCCCUAGACCAUUGUUGGGUGCUGAAGAGAAUGUGUGAGGUAUUAAAAACUCCUACACUCACCCAAUAACACAAAUAUUGUAUUUUGUGAAUGAGAAUGAGGCUUGUGUCAACAUAAUACGGGACGGUUUGAUCUACGGGAGGAAAGAAGCGUUUGGACGUUAUUUAUUGUCGCGUUUCCGCGCCGGUGGCCAAUUCACAGAAGCGGUUUGAGGAGAAUCCUGAGAGGAAAUCAAACGGAGAACUUUGUACCUCUUGUGAACUUUACCGUAUCGAUUCCAGCCAUGGAAUACAAAGUGGAAGCGCAUCGGAUUAUGAGUAUUUCCUUAGGGAAAAUCUACAACUCACGCGUUCAACGAGGCGGCAUUAAACUGCAUAAAAACCUUUUGGUUUCCUUGGUCCUUCGCAGCGCGCGUCAGGUCUAUCUGAGCGACUACUACAGCGGUGCGUGUCUGAACGCCGCUCAGAACGAACGCGAAGGGAACGAAUGGGACAUUACGGACUCAGAGCGGGAGAAAUUCCCUCCCUCUACAACGGAAUGCGACCGCGUAGAGGAGCCCGAGAAAGAGCGGGAAUUGCGCGAAAACGACGAUGAGGUGAAAUCAGACCAGGCGGAUUGUACUUCCACAUUACAACAAGAGCAAAACCAAAACUCUUCGUUGGACGCUGUGGCGAACGUUUCGUCUGAAACACCGCCGGAAACCAUUAACGAACCCAAGGAGAGUCCCUCAGCUACAGUAGCUGAACACGACUCCACGCCUGAGGCGAAGGGGGAAUCACACCAACCGCCCAAAACGCACGUUUGUUCAAACAGGAAAAGAAGCGCGGAAGAGUCUGAAAGUGGCGAUGCGCCUCAAAAAAGGACCAAAGUCGCUUCCUCAAACGCUGAGGAGGAUGAGGAAGCCGAGAAGAUGGACACGAGUAACGUGUCUAACCUCAUUACGAUAUUUGGUUCCAGUUUCUCAGGACUUCUCAGCAAAGACGGCGCCAAACCUGAGGCUGACGCAGAGGAUAGUGGACAAAUCUGCUGCGACCAAAUGCUGAAGAACCUAAACCCGUGGAGUACAGCGAUAGUAGCUUUCUAACUGCAUUGUACUACACUGUACCGGGUUGCCCUGAGUGCAUUGGUAACACGUGGUCAGGCCCGACAUCUAGUGUGGGACUUCCCAGCAAGCAUGAGUGGUGCUACCACAGUACAAGCUCAGUUUGGCCUGUAAGAUGUCCGGGCAUGCCUUUCUAGUGAAGGAACUAUCUGAAUGCUGGUGCUAGCCUACUACUUGGGAUCUACUACAGUCCUUGAAGUGUUGUUGAACUCUCAGACUAAAGCCAUGUGAGCGAGUGGUAUUACAACAUAUGCAAACGUGUCAUGAAGGUCAAUUUUACAUUGUCACUGAACUGAUUCAGGGUCGAUCACACCAAACUUGACUGUACAAGGUUUUAGGCCACUGUUUUAAAACGUCUUUGUUUUAAAAAGACAUGUACAUUUUGUAAUAUUCAAGUGUGUGUAUAUAUUGUUUCCCAUGUCGCAUUCUGAAUCUAUGUAUUUUGGUAUCAUGACAAUUUACGUGGUGCUCACGUAUUAAAAAAUGUGAAAUUA
Labeo rohita (rohu) is the source of this 1599-nucleotide messenger RNA. It is a transcript of the gene ier5, whose product is annotated as immediate early response 5. Bases 287 to 1087 code for a protein of 266 amino acids. The record is from RefSeq and is a predicted model, not a curated record. Lineage: Eukaryota; Metazoa; Chordata; Actinopteri; Cypriniformes; Cyprinidae. The transcript has a single exon.